Messenger RNA from Chenopodium quinoa (quinoa), 1309 nucleotides. Its product is annotated as pre-mRNA cleavage factor Im 25 kDa subunit 1-like. The record is from RefSeq and is a predicted model, not a curated record. Gene Ontology annotation, cellular component: mRNA cleavage factor complex. The coding region runs from base 330 to 995 and encodes 221 amino acids. Gene Ontology annotation, molecular function: mRNA binding. The transcript is spliced from 7 exons. Lineage: Eukaryota; Viridiplantae; Streptophyta; Magnoliopsida; Caryophyllales; Amaranthaceae.
CACCUCUGCCAGGUGCUGAGGUGCACAGUGUACUCAUCUACAACUUUCAAAAGCGUCACAAUCCAUAAAAAAGUUCAAAAAUCCAUCCACCCUCUAGAAACUCCUGCACUUUCUCCCACCUCAACACUCAACAACAACUCCACCACGUUCCACCCACAAUCAACCCCCUUUUUUUUCUCUCUCUCUCUUCUUCCGCAACCUUCUCGGGGAAUCCGCUAUCAUCUCUUUCUCUCUCCUCUUUCUCCAGCACCAACUUAUCACUUAUAUAAAAUGAAACUCCCAGUAUUUUACUCUUUCAGUAACAACUGAAACUUUCCCAAAAUAGAAAGAUGAGAGAAGGAGAAGUGGUUGUGCUUGCUAAUGGCGCCGAUGACAACCCACAAGAUGGUGAGAGAUUAGCGGAUUAUGUGGUUGAUGUUUACCCUUUAAACCGCUAUUGUUUUGGGUCUAAAGAUGCUCUUUCUACUAAGGACGAAACCCUUGCUGACUCACUUCUUCGCUUGAAAUCUAAUUAUGAAGCCCGUGGAUUAAGGACUAGCGUUCAAGCUGUUAUUUUGGUUGAGUUGUUUCAACAUCCACAUCUCUUAUUGUUACAAGUUAAUAAUCGAACUUUUGACCUUCCUGGAGGCCGCUUAAGGCAGGGUGAAUCAGAUCUUGAAGGGUUGCGUCGCAAACUUUCGAGGAAGCUAUCUCUUGAUGAAGGCAGUGACGAGGUAGAAUGGGAGGUGGGAGAUUGCCUUGGAAUGUGGUGGAGGCCAGAUUUUGAGACCUUGCUCUACCCAUAUUUGCCACCUAAUAUCAAGCAACCCAAGGAGUGUGCCAAGCUAUUUUUGGUGAAGUUGCCAGUAAGUCGAAAAUUCAUUGUGCCAAAGAAUCUAAAGUUGCUCGCUGUUCCGUUAUGUCAGGUUCAUGACAACCACAAGACAUAUGGACCCAUAAUAGCUGGGAUCCCGCAGCUAUUAUCAAAGUAUUCUUUCAACAUGAUCGAGGCUUAGAGUUCAUGGAAGUAAUGUAAUACAAUAUAUAUUAUAUUGGAGAUUAAUGAUAUGUAGCAGAAAGGAUUUUAGUUCUGGGCAGAGCAUGGAGUAGUCUACUGGCGCUUUCUUUGUACGGUGAACUUUAACUAGUAUCAUAGAGUAGUUGAUUGUGGUUGUAAUUGUAUUGGUAUAUAAGAUAGAUUUAUUUGGUUUUGAUAUUAGGUGUGUUUUGCUGUUACAUGUGUAUUAAAGAAUCAUUGUGAGGAAAAGGGGUACUACUGUGUAUAUCAACAUAGCUACGAUAAUGGAACUAUAUUGUGUUUGACUGUUUC